Drosophila albomicans is the source of this 1746-nucleotide messenger RNA. It is a transcript of the gene ZnT35C, whose product is annotated as zinc transporter 2. NCBI's taxonomy places the organism in Eukaryota, Metazoa, Arthropoda, Insecta, Diptera, Drosophilidae. The record is from RefSeq and is a predicted model, not a curated record. The coding region runs from base 126 to 1547 and encodes 473 amino acids. Gene Ontology annotation, cellular component: plasma membrane. The transcript has 8 exons. Gene Ontology annotation, biological process: response to zinc ion; zinc ion transmembrane transport. Gene Ontology annotation, molecular function: zinc ion transmembrane transporter activity.
UCUUGACAGGGAUCAUUUAUAAGAAACAAUUCCAGUUCACUUUUGAACGUUUUCUUGUGAAGGUGUCAUUCAAUUUUGUGUGUACAUCGUUUUGUGUUCAUCAUUCAUUUGGAUUUCAGUUCAAAAUGUCGAGAAACGAAGAUACUCCAAUUGCGACAAGAUGCAACAAUUACGGGACUACGCCAACGCCGCUUCUACAGACAACAGACCGGGGCUGCAGUGGCGAGAACAACAACACGCCACUUACAGUACCCUCACAGAUUUUCUGUUUGCAUGGUCGUUCAAAUAACAUUGAAGUUGAAGUUCGGGACCAUUGUCAUCGGGCACGUAGUGAGGGUGUGGACUUAAAGGCGCGUCGUAAGCUUAUUAUUGCUAGUAUAUUGUGUUUGGUUUUCAUGAUUGCGGAAAUUGUAGGAGGCGUCUUAUCGAACAGCUUAGCUAUUGCAACAGAUGCCGCACACUUGCUCACCGAUUUUGCUAGUUUUAUGAUCUCACUGUUUGCCAUCUGGAUAGCCGGACGUCCAUCUACGCAACGGAUGUCCUUUGGUUGGUAUCGUGCAGAGGUUAUUGGUGCCAUUGCUUCCGUGUUUAUGAUCUGGGUGAUUACUGGAAUUCUAGUUUGGCUGGCAAUCGGUCGUCUCAUCAACGGUGACUAUGAGGUGAAUGCCAAGAUCAUGCUGAUCACAUCGGGCCUUGCAAUUUUGGUUAAUGUCAUCAUGGGCGUGCAGCUGCAGCAUGGUCACUCCCACAGUCUGGGCGGUGGGCAUGGUCACAGCCACAGUCACAACAGCACAAAGAAGACAUCCAAAUCGAUGAAAGAAAAUAAGAUCACAGCUCAUGUGCAUGCCACCUCAACACCAUGUACCGCCUCCCCUACCAAGCGUAUCGAAGGUGGUGUCGCCUUUGAUCCAGAGGAUGCGGAAUUGCCUGGCGCAGGACUGCCUAGUUACUCGUAUCAAAAUGCUAAGUUGGUGGAUCCUAGCCUGGAUCUGGAAAUUGCUGCUGUCCUAGCAGAAACAGCUCCAGGCGCCCAUCACCAUGGGGGCAAUGCGGGUCACGAGGCAGUCAACAUGAAUGUGAGGGCAGCCCUGAUACACGUUAUUGGUGAUGUGAUCCAAAGUGUUGGCGUCUUUGUGGCUGCCGGCGUCAUCUACUUUUAUCCCGAAUACGCUAUCGUUGACCCGAUUUGUACAUUUGUCUUUUCCAUUAUUGUUCUGUUCACAACGUUCACAAUUAUGAAGGAUGCACUUUUGGUGCUGAUGGAGGGCACUCCAAACUAUAUGCAUUAUGCCGAAGUUUUGCAGAUAUUCCAGCGUAUUAACGGUGUCGAGCGUGUUCACAAUUUGCGCAUCUGGGCGCUGAGCAUUAAUAAAGUGGCGCUAUCUGUACAUUUGGCCAUUGCAACCAAUGCGGAUUCAAAACAAAUUUUAGACGCAGCUACUUCGGCGGUUCAUUUGAGGUACAACUUUUUUGAGACAACUAUUCAGAUCGAGGACUAUACCGCUCAAAUGGAAAACUGCAACCAAUGUACGGUGCCAGAAAACUAGAUGAUUUAAAAAUUCCAAUAUUUCUUAGACUUACAAAUUGUAAGUGUAUUAGUUAAGCUCCAGUCCAAUAUGACUAAUAAAUACUGCGCCGGCUUAUCAUUAAAUUUUGGUGAGGUUGAAAUCCUAACCUUAAAUCUAAACUUUGUAUGGAACAUGAUAUAAACUAUUUUCCAACAUAUUUGUUCUGGGAUAAGUUAUA